Molecule: messenger RNA, 545 nt
Organism: Apis mellifera (honey bee)
Lineage: Eukaryota; Metazoa; Arthropoda; Insecta; Hymenoptera; Apidae
Gene: mRpL42
Product: 39S ribosomal protein L42, mitochondrial
Exons: 2
Coding region: 167-526 (119 amino acids)
Cellular component (GO): mitochondrial large ribosomal subunit
Source: RefSeq, a predicted model, not a curated record
UUGUAUAACAACAUAUAUACAUAGAAUGUGUAACAAUUAAUAAAACGAAUCUUAUUAAGUAACAUAACAUAUUUUAUUUCAAAUAUAUUAUAAUAUUUUUAAUAAUUUAAAAUAUACGUACUGUGAUAUAUAAAUAUUUAUUCUAAUUUUUUUUUAGCAGUUUAAGAUGAAUGCUGUCUUAAGUGUUGGACGCACAAUUAAUAUAUUCUGUAAACGAUGUCUCAGUUCUUUUAAAUUACCUCCAGAAUUUGUCAUACCAAUGAGUAAUGAUAUGAUUAUCUGUUGGCAUCCAGAACGAGAAUUUCCUUACAAAUGUUCAUUACCACUACCACAAGAAAAAGAAACUUUAUCAAAUUCUAUUUUAUGUAUUGGUGAAAAAGAAAUUGCUGAUGUUUUUAAGCAUAAGAGAAAAGAAGUUGUUAUUGAAGAACUUCGUAAAAUGACAUACACUACAAAACAUAGAUGGUAUCCUAAAAAACGGUUGUUGAGACUUAAAAAAAUAGAACCAGACAGACCAUAUCUGUAAUGUUAUAUAUUUUUAAAAU